Messenger RNA from Prunus armeniaca (apricot), 1440 nucleotides. Lineage: Eukaryota; Viridiplantae; Streptophyta; Magnoliopsida; Rosales; Rosaceae. The record is from the annotation of a GenBank genome assembly.
AUGGGCAGCAAAACUUUGUUUAAAUGGUCGAAGCAAAUCACGACUUCCCAAGUUGAGCAGCUGAUAAAAGCUGAAAAGGACAUACAGAAAGCUAUUCUCAUAUUUGAUUCCGCAACAGCCGAGUACACCAAUGGCUUCCGGCAUGAUCACACCACCUUUGGUCUCAUGGUCGCCAGAUUAGUCUCCGCGAACCAGUUCAGGUCAGCCGAGGCGUUACUUGAUAAGAUGAAGGAGGAGAAAUGUUGUGUUACAGAAGAUAUAUUCCUCUCUGUUUGCAGAGGAUAUGGCCGCGUUCACAGGCCACUGGAUGCUGUCAGGGUCUUCCACAAAAUGGAGGACUUCCAGUGCAAACCAACCCAGAAAUCUUACAUUACCAUACUUGGCAUUCUUGUUGAAGAAAACCAGUUAAAGAUUGCUUUCAGGUUCUACAAGUAUAUGAGAGAAACGGGCAUUCCAGCUAGCGUUGUGUCACUUAAUAUUUUGAUCAAAGCCCUUUGUAAGAACAGUAGUUCCAUGGAUGCAGCUCUUCGAAUAUUUCGUGAGAUGCCCAAUCAUGGGUGCACCCCAGAUUCAUAUACAUAUGGUACUUUGAUUAAUGGAUUGUGUAAGUUAGGAAAGAUUGGUGAAGCAAAAGAGCUCUUCAAUGAAAUGGAAACAAAAGGUUGUUUGCCCUCUGUUGUUACGUAUACUUCCUUGAUACACGGCUAUUGCCAAUCCAACAAUUUGGAUGAAGCUGUGGGAUUGUUUGAACACAUGAAAACCAAAGGUAUUACUCCAAAUGUCUUUACUUACAGCUCUUUGAUGGAUGGAUUUUGCAAGGGUGGGCGUUCUUCACAAGCAAUGGAACUAUUAGACUUAAUGGUUUGUAUGCGCCAUAGGCCAAACAAUAUCACUUAUAGUACUUUGCUUCAUGGACUCUGUGAAGAAGGAAAGCUUCAAGAAGCUUUGGAGAUUCUAGACAGGAUGAAGCUUCAAGGCUUGAAACCAGAUGCAGGGCUGUAUGGGAAAGUAAUUAGUGGCCUUUGUAACAUUUGCAAGUUCCAGGAAGCUGCAAACUUUCUUGAUGAGAUGGUCCUUGGAGGAGUUUCACCUAACAGACUAACUUGGAGCCUUCAUGUAAGGAUUCAUAAUGCAGUGGUCCGGGGCUUGUGUAGUAGCGGCAAUCCAAAUCGAGCUUGUCAGCUGUAUCUUAGCAUGCGUUCCAGGGGUAUCUCCAUAGAUAUGAAGACAUUUGAUACUCUAGUGAAGUGUAUCUGUAAAAAAGGGGACCUGCACAAAGCUUAUCGAAUUGUUGAUGAGAUGGUGCUUGAUGGAUGUGUUCCGGAUGAGGGAAUAUGGAGUUCCAUGGUGGAUGGGUUUUGGAAUCGCAGGAAGGUGCGUGAACCUGCUGAGUUGUUGCAGGCUGAGCUGAUGAGCAAAAUGGUUGAGCCUGAAACAUAA